CCAGACUGGUCACAUGACGACCGCCCGUGCCGUGUCCCACUUCCUUUUCCCUGCUGGAAAACGCAACAUCUGACCGGGAGGUAGAGACGCCAAACCGCCACGCGAGGAGAGUGAGACCGCCGACUUCAAGAUGUUUGCACUAAUCAACCGGCUUUUGGACUGGUUCAAGUCCCUCUUUUGGAAGGAGGAGAUGGAGCUGACGUUGGUCGGCCUGCAGUACUCUGGAAAAACAACAUUUGUUAAUGUGAUCGCUUCUGGCCACUUCAGCGAAGACAUGAUCCCUACGGUUGGGUUCAACAUGAGGAAGGUCACCAAAGGAAACGUCACCAUCAAGAUCUGGGACAUAGGAGGACAGCCGAGGUUCAGGAGCAUGUGGGAGCGAUACUGCCGGGGAGUUAACGCAAUUGUAUACAUGGUUGAUGCAGCGGAUCAAGAAAAGGUGGAGGCAUCUAGAAACGAACUUCAUAAUUUGUUAGACAAACCACAGCUGCAAGGAAUUCCUGUUUUGGUUCUCGGUAACAAAAGGGAUCUCCCCAGCGCUUUAGAUGAAAAGCAGCUCAUUGAGAAAAUGAAUCUAGCAGCAAUUCAAGACAGAGAGAUAUGCUGCUACUCCAUUUCCUGCAAAGAGAAAGACAACAUUGAUAUUACACUUCAGUGGCUCAUCCAGCACUCAAAAUCUCGCAGAAGCUGAGAAGAGUCGGCUGCCAGCUUUAUUUUCUACAUUAAUAAUAAUAUUAUCAUCAUAAUUAUUAUCAAGUCUUUAUCACUUGACAACAUUGUACAGAUGCACCCUCACUUCUUGUGCUAAACUGUUAUUCUUUUAUUCCACUUUUUUGGGGGGUAAAUCUCCCUUCUGCCCCCCCAAUCCCGAAAACACACUACUAAAGCUUUGGUACCAAAUAACGGCACAUUGGUUUGGGACAUUUUGUACAUUAAAAAAAGCAUUCUGGUAAAAGCUAAGUCGAGGCUAAAACGCCACUUGGAUUCAACGCUUUUCUACUGCAAGUCUUUCCUGCUGACCAGUCAGUGGGUUAUAGCAUUUAUAGCAUCAAGUCAUGUAAAGGUUCUUCAGAGUUUGACUUGUACAGUUUUGUUGGCCUCCAUACUGUGACUGGCUUUGAAGACUGUCACUUUUUGACUGAUUAAAACAGUCUUCUGUUUUAAUAAUAAUAAGAUAAUAAUAAGUCAGUUGACGCUGAUGUGUACAAAAAUCCAGCUACUAUGAUUUUUACCAAUAAGGAUGUGUGUAUGUGUGUGUGAGUAUAUUAUUCUAUUUAAAGUUUGAAUGUACUAAAAGUGAAGCUGUACAGGUUUGUGUGCUUUGUUGUUCUCUGUAAACUAGCCUUAGUGGUAUGAUGUCCCUUGUGUUGCCUCAAAGCUGGCAGAGUGGCAGAGUUUAAAGUGCCUUGUGCAGUGUCUCUGACCUCUGACCUCUGAAGCUAGGCAGCAUGCAAGGUUUGCUUCCCUAGGUAGGGAUCGAACCAACACACUUCAGUAUAAACUCUAAAUAAAAAGGCAUGCUUUUUAAUUUAGA
Oryzias latipes (Japanese medaka) is the source of this 1534-nucleotide messenger RNA. RefSeq names its product ADP-ribosylation factor-like 8Ba (gene arl8ba). Gene Ontology annotation, biological process: anterograde axonal transport; protein transport. Gene Ontology annotation, molecular function: GTPase activity; GTP binding. Gene Ontology annotation, cellular component: lysosomal membrane. NCBI's taxonomy places the organism in Eukaryota, Metazoa, Chordata, Actinopteri, Beloniformes, Adrianichthyidae. The record is from RefSeq and is a predicted model, not a curated record.